AGACGGCACACCAGCUCCACAGCCAUUGAGACUGAUCUCAGGAAGGGGAUGUGUGUAUGUUUCCUAACAACAGUGCUCUCCUUAGUGAGACCAUUGUUAAAUCUGGCAGGGAAACACACAACCGACCGUAAAAAGGAACAGGGGAAACACGAAAAAGUGCCGUUCAGGUUUCUGUGACGGGGACCAACAGUUCGUUCUCUGUGGAUCUGGGAUGUAGACUGCUGCAAUGAACUUCACUGAGAAGCCACGGAAGUCUUGGAUUGAGGAAAACCUCUCCAAGAAGGAGUGUGUGAAGUUCAUCCCUUCCUCCAGAGACCUACACAGAUGCACUCCAGUAUGCCAAGUAUGCCAAAGCUUGAUCAGAUGUUGUUGUGGCCGACUGAUAGCGGAACACUCUUGGCAAGAGUCCCUUCCUCCAGUAUCCCUGCAUCCCGGCCCUGGACAGGAUGUGGAAGAGGACUGGUCCACAGAGCUCCACACCCGGACCAGUCCUACCAACGCCUAUGGGACUGUAGACUUUGAAGAUACUGCCACACGUGUCUGUCGGGCCAAGUAUGUUCGCGUGGCUGUGGACUCCAAGCCAGAAGUGCUGCUCCAACUGAUGCUGAGGGAAUGGCAGAUGGAGAGACCCAAGUUACUACUGACCGUCCAGGGAGGCUCAGAAAAUUUCAUCCUGCCCCCUAAAGUCAACCAGGCCUUUAGCAAGGGGCUGAUCACUGCUGCCCUCAGCACAGGGGCAUGGAUACUGACUGAUGGCAUUAAUACAGGUGUGUCUAAGUAUGUAGGUGAGGCAGUGAAAAUAUUUGGAGGCCACGACUUGAGGACGAGGAACACAGUUGGCAUCACACCGUGGGGAGUGAUCGACAACAACACGGACCUGAUAGGCAGAGAUAUUUUCAGGCCCUACCAGCCACUGAAAAACCCUUUGAGUAAGAGGGCCUGUCUUAAUGGUUUCCACUCCCACUUUCUGUUGGUGGAUGAUGGAACACUGGGAAAACAUGGCUGCCAGCACGGCCUCAGGAGGAAACUGGAGAAACACAUCCAGCUACAGAAGAUACAUCCCCGACUGAACCAAGGAGUGCCUGUGGUGUGUGUGGUGGUGGAGGGAGGUCCUACCAUUGUGUCCACAGUGUUGCACUAUGUCAGCAGUGUGCCCCCUGUGCCAGUGUUUGUGUUUGAAGGAUCGGGCAGGGCUGCUGACCUGAUCGCCUUCUUACAUAAGCAAACUAUUGACAGGCAACUGGAUGCUGACAUCGAAGAGGACUUUCUCAUCAGGAUUGGAGAUGUGUUUGGAAUAGAAAGGGCUGAAGCCACUCACCUCUACACUCUCCUCCUGCAGUGUAUUGAUCACAGACAGUCUAUAACCAUCUUUGACUCAGAGUCAGACGACCACAUGGCACCAGAUGCAGCCAUUUUGACUACUGCUCUCAAAGGCACCAAGGCCAGUGCUCCAGUGCAGCUCAGUAUGACUCUGGCUUGGGACAGAGCUGACAUUGCACAGAAAGAGGUCUUGGUGUACGGACAGCAUUGGCAGGUGGGUUCCUUAGAGCAAGCCAUGGUGGAUGCUCUGGUGAUGGAUCGUGUCAGUUUUGUCAAACUGCUGAUAGACAACGGCAUGACCAUGAGCCGCUUCCUCACUGUGGAUCGCCUCGAGGAGCUCUACAACACGCCACAGGGGCAGACACACCGCUUCCUGCACCACCUUGUUGAAGAUGCAAAACAGACUUCUCUUCCUAUAGGUUACCAUCUUUCGCUCAUCGACAUGGGCCUGGUGAUAGAAUACCUCAUCGGAGGAGCGUAUCGAAGCACCUACACACGGAAACACUUCAGAGCUGCCUACAGCCGCAUACAGGAAAAAGAGGGUAGAUGGGGCAGCUCUGCACCCUUGUCUAAACACAGACGAGGACUGAUACCAACCUCUGCGAGUCUCCAGGACCUGCAUUUCUUUAGGACUGCACAGCCAUGCAAACGCAAGGAGCAAGAUGCGUCACCUGAAAGAAGUCAAGAAAUAACACAGAGUCCAAGCCUUAGUGAUGCUUCGCUGCUGGUUUCUUUCAACUUCAACGACCUCUUUGUGUGGGCUGUGCUUCAGCAGCGGCAGCAGAUGGCGCUGUUCCUAUGGCAACACAGCGAAGAGGCCUUAGCACGUGCCACUGUAGCCUGUAAGCUUUACCGCUCCAUGGCUUUUGAGGCAAGGCAGAGCAGCAUGGACGACAACAUUACAGAACGAUUCAAGACAUAUUCACUUGAAUUUGGUCAGCUGGCGGUGGAUAUGUUAGAUUGUGCAUUUCGUCAGAACGAGCAAAUGGCUAUGAAGCUGUUGACCUCUGAGAUGGAGGCAUGGAGCCAUUUCACCUGUCUGCAAAUGGCUGUCUCCUCAUGUCAUAGACCGUUUGUCUCACACUCCUCCACUCAGACCCUCCUCACAGAUCUCUGGACUGGUCCGCUCAACAUGAGAAAAAACUCCUUUUGGAAGAUCAUUUUAAGCCUUCUUCUGCCCCCUGCAAUCCUGCUCCUGGAGUUUAAAAGCAAAGCUGAAAUGUGCCAUGUACCACAGACCCAUGAGACCAUACUGUUUGGACUUGAUUCUGUCAAGUCAGUAUCAGCCACUGAGGGAACUGAUCAGCCUCAGACGGGUAGUGAAGAUGCAGAACGAGGCCUCUCUUGCCACGACAAAUGUCUUGGUCCUGUUUCAGAAACUGUUUCCUCUAUAACUGUGCAGUGUCUGUCCUGGAUAACAAGACUCUGCGAUUUCUACACAGCACCUGUUGUCAAGUUCUGGUUUCACACAAUGUCCUACUUGGCCUUUCUGAUGCUAUUCUCCUAUGUUGUCCUGGUGAAGAUGGGAGACCGACCCAGUGUUCAGGAGUGGCUGGUUAUAGCUUACAUCUUGUCCACUGCAAUGGAGAAAACCAGAGAGGUAUUAAUGUCCGAGCCGAGAAAGCUGCGCCAGAAGCUGAAGAUUUGGUUCUCAGAGUACUGGAACAUAUCAGAUUUCGUUGCCAUCCUCCUUUUCCUGGCUGGACUGGCGAUGCGUUGGCAGCCUAAGCCCUACCGGACAGCAGGACGCAUCGCCUACUGUCUGGACAUCAUCUUCUGGUUCGUCAGGGUCUUGGAUCUGCUGGCUGUCAAUCAGCAUGCCGGCCCUUACCUCACCAUGAUCACUAAGAUGACCAGUAACAUGUUCUUCAUCGUGGUAAUGAUGGCAAUAGUGCUGCUGAGCUUCGGGGUGUCCAGGAAGGCCAUCCUAUCACCAGAAGAGGAGCCAUCCUGGAGCCUGGCUCGCGAUAUCGUCUUUGAGCCCUAUUGGAUGAUCUAUGGAGAGGUCUACGCAAAAGAAAUAGAUCCAUGUGACGAUGGUGAACCAUGUGCUCCAGCAGCCUUCCUUACGCCAUUCCUCCAGGCAGUCUAUUUGUUCUUCCAGUAUAUCAUCAUGGUCAACAUCCUCAUUGCAUUUUUUAACAACAUCUACUUUGAUAUGGCUUCAAUAUCCAACAAGCUGUGGAAGUACAAUCGUUAUCGCUACAUAAUGACCUAUCAAGGGAGGCCAUGGCUUCCCCCGCCUCUCAUCCUCCUCAGUCACAUGGCCAUAUGUUUGCGAGCCAUCUACAGGAAAUUUAGUGGAGACGCUGAGCGGGAAGAAGAGAGAGCCUCUGGACUGAAGCUCUAUCUGGGCCAUGAGGAUCGCAAGAAACUCCAUGAGUUUGAGGAGAAAUGUGUAGAGGCCCACUUUCAUGAGCAGAGUGAAGGUCUCCACGGCAUUCAACUGAACAGGAUCAGAGCCACAGCUGAAAGAGCAGAAGAGAUGUGCAUGAUGGUGGGCGAGGUCUCAGAGAAGGUCAACCUCAUUCAGGACAGCCUCUCAAAGUUAGACUGUCAACUGGGUCAACUCCAGGACCUUUCGGCGCUGGCCGUGGACACCGUCGCUCUGAUCUCUGCUUCUGACUGCCUGCACCAGGAGGAGACACGCCUGGCUCAAUGUCGACUCAUCACAGAUUCCCGACAUGUCCUCCCUCACAGCUGGACCCUUCCACACAGAGCUGGAACAGACUGUGAUGUUCCUAAUAUCCGGCGACUGAUUGCCAAAUCAUGUAAAAGUACCCCGCCUUCUUUGCUAAAAGGAUAUACUCUGGUGGCCAGUAGAUGUCCAUCGCAGGAGUGCCAUGUGCGAGCCAAGGGAAGCACAGGAGGAAGACAUGGACACACUGAGGAGGGAGAGGAAAGAGCAAAGGAGGGUUCACAUUCUGCUUUUGCUGACCAUCCCACUGAGAGUUGGAUGGCAGUUUCUAGACCAGCAUCCCAUACUUCCUUCUCUCACUUUUACGGCAGCGGGGUUCAUCUGGGUGGUAUCAGGGAUCAGACACCUUGUGAGUCAUGUGAACGGUCUCGCUCUGGGUCUCCUCUUUCUGCCAGAGGCUUGGAGUCACCACAUCAUAAGCUUUGGACAUGUGACCCAUAUUUAUAUCCCAGUCAGGAGGAAACAUCCAUGGAAGAGGGAGAGGAAGAAGAGGAAGAACCAGAGAAGGAGGACACACAAGAGCAAUCUAAUAUAGAAGCAAUCAGAACUUCUAGCAAUGCUUUGCUUCUGUCUGACCCUCGGGACGUCUCUGAGGUGAUAAAUCCGGCCUUUUCCCUGGAUGACAGCCAACCGAGUUCUCAGGCCAGACAUUCCAGCCAAUGGAGGAGACCCGUGAAAUCCUUCAAGUGGACGCGUAUGUCCAGAGAGCGUCCCUACGGCUUCUGCAGGUCCCUGUCAUCCAGUGUGGAGAAUAUGACUUUCUCUGGAGCUUCCCUCAGUCCAAUGAGGGGAUCGUUUCCUUCUCUUAAUGAAGCAAUGAAAAGAGAGAGUUCCUUCAGGGAUGGCACAUCACUACGGUGUAGCAAGAGCCAAGAGUGGUCCAAGUCGUCUGACUUUGAUCAAGUCUUGGACAGCAGAGGCAAAAACCAGAUCCAGAAGACUGUGAAGAUACAAGAGAGAAAUCCAGAUAAUGCAGCCAUGCAGUCCCAUUUGUCGGAUGCCUCCUGGAGAAAACACCAGAAGUUGAAAGGAGAACCUACUUGUUGGUCAGCUUCUACCAGCCUCAGUCAGCUCAAUUUUGAACCCAUCGAUUUGUUGCAGAAACAGGUGUUUUCCCAUCAGGAUAUGUGGAGCCCCACUCACUCAGCAUGGAACAGCUGGGCGAGAUCCAUUAACCUCAUGUCUUCUUUACAGAGCAGCAUGGCCCCUGAAGCUGCAGCCAAGAGCUCCUCGUUCCAGUCCACUGACAAUUUGUAUCCACACUAUUCAGUCAUGGAAAGAAACAAUCUGAUGAGACUGGCUCACACCAUUCCCUUCACUCCGGUUUCCAUUUUGGGAGGUGAACAGGUGAGCGUCUACUCCCUGGAAGAAGUGCCCGCUGAUGACCCCGAAUCCAGCUCAACCUCCUCCUGGUCGUCCCAAGGCCAGACUGCAGUGCUGCAGCCCCUCUCCAGUGAAGAGGGCUCUCUGGAUGGGGGCCUCCGACGGGGCUGCAGGAUGCUGUGUACCUGGGCAGAACAGGACGUGCUCCGACCUGGUCUGGUAUACGUGGUCAAAGCCUUUAGGCCCGAGGUAGUUCGCGCCUGGCAGAGGUACUUCCAUGGUAGCACGGCGCAGCAGCUUUGCUUAAGAGAGAUUCAGCAGCAGAGAGCAGCCCAGAAGAUGAUGCAAGUGUUUAACCAAGUCAAACCCGAUGAUAUCCACCACUCUCCAAGAUUUCUAGAUGUAUCAUUGGUCCUCAUGCAUUCUAAUGGCCAGUGGCUGACUAUUGAGAGGAACAUGUGUGGUGACUUCAGGAAGUACAACAACAACACAGGAGAAGAGAUCGCCCCCUGCUGUUCACUGGAAGAAGUGCUGCUUGCGUUUUCUCACUGGACAUACGAGUAUUCACGCAGAGAGCUGCUGGUGCUAGAUAUACAAGGUGUGGGAGAGGAGCUGACUGAUCCAACAGUCAUAAUGGCAGACGACCAAAGUGGCAGCAGAGGUGAGAUGCUUUUUGGUCCCGAUAACCUUGGAGAUGCUGCCAUCAACGGUUUCCUGCAGAAACACUCUUGCAGUGUUUGUUGCCGCAGACUGGGCUUAAAAGAUUUAAGGAAGCGUCUGGACAGCUGUGAGAGCAGCGAGGCAGAGUCGACGUCGGGGGAAGAAGAACAAGAAGGCGAUGAAACCAGCAUAUAACCUUUGACCCAGGAAGCAGGGAAGAGAAAACACAGACUUUCAUGAACAGAUGUUUUCAUAUGUUACUGUGUCAGCUCUGACUAGUAGGCAGAGUAAAAGAGUAUGACCUGUGACCAGACACGAGAUAUUUUCAGGAUUUUUGUAGCUUAUUCUCAGAAUGCUAAUAGGGUUCUCCCAGUGAUGGGGGACAACAAUAUUGCAGGGUCUUCCUUUAAAAAAGGAUUUAUUUCAUUGUGCUGUAUCUUAUGAGUCUUAAUAGGAAAUGCAUAAAAUACCUUUUCAAGAUUUCACAAAAGUCUAAGGUACAAAGCUACAUGAAGAAUUAAAAAUAUAAUUCUGAUACAUUUGCACAUUAAUUUUGAUUAAUUUAUCGGGAUAAAAUUUCUCCAUGUAUGUGUGAGGCAGAAGAACGAGGCAGAAAUGCACCCAUAAAAUUUAUUUUAUUUUUUUUCUUCCCACAACAAAAUGUCUACAAAAGCGAUAAAAUAUAGAAUUUAACAAAAAUCACUUCAGACCUUCACAUUGUAUAUACAUCUCAAAGGAGGACUCACUAAGGCCCCUGCAUAGCUCUGAACUUCAACCCAGUCUGAUCCAUCAAUUAUGGGUGUUUGUGGCUCUCUUUAUUGCAAAUGCAUGCACACACACACUCUCUUAUUCUCGUGUGAAAAUGAAAACUCCGCAGCAGAGCUCAAGGAUUUACGGUCGAGUCGGAGUUCAGAGUCCAGCAGAGUCCCCAUCAAAUGAAAAACAAAAAAGCAUAAAAUGUAAAAACGGUUUGUCAGUGUAAUCAAAUACACAUUUUCCUUGGAGUUCCCCUUUUUUGAUUGGUUUCUCAAGUAAACUCACACAGUAAAGCAUCUACGCCCCACUCUGCCAAUCCAUCCUCUCCUCACUAGCUAUGGCACUUUGAAAACAAACAAAAUGUCUCAUUUUUUUGUAUUUUUUUUCAUUUUAUUGUUUUGUUUUGUUAGUCCUGUGUAAAAGAGGUUCUGUAGCCCAAGUACCUUUUAGGUUCCAGUUACAGAUUGCUACAUUUUUUUUGUUUUAUUUGCUCUUGCUGGGACGCAAAGACAUUCUAAACAAUAAAUUAACAAUUUUCAACACUG
Messenger RNA from Acanthochromis polyacanthus (spiny chromis), 7302 nucleotides. It is a transcript of the gene trpm6, whose product is annotated as transient receptor potential cation channel, subfamily M, member 6. Gene Ontology annotation, molecular function: protein serine/threonine kinase activity; monoatomic cation channel activity; ATP binding. NCBI's taxonomy places the organism in Eukaryota, Metazoa, Chordata, Actinopteri, Pomacentridae. Gene Ontology annotation, biological process: protein tetramerization; protein phosphorylation; monoatomic cation transmembrane transport. The record is from RefSeq and is a predicted model, not a curated record. Gene Ontology annotation, cellular component: apical plasma membrane.